GGGGAGGCCCCAGUCAGCCGGCCGCGGAGGGGCAUGCCUGCACUGGGGGUCCGGCCGCGCCGAACCGAGCCGUGCCCAGGGCUGCCGAGCGGAGCUCAGCGCCGAGAUGGGAGUGGAGAUCGAGACCAUCUCUCCGGGAGACGGACGGACGUUCCCAAAGAAGGGGCAGACGUGUGUGGUGCACUACACAGGAAUGCUACAGAAUGGAAAGAAGUUUGAUUCCUCCAGAGACAGAAACAAACCUUUCAGGUUCAAGAUUGGCAGGCAAGAAGUCAUUAAAGGAUUUGAAGAAGGUGUUAUACAGAUGAGCUUAGGACAAAGAGCAAAGCUGACUUGCACACCUGAGAUGGCCUACGGAGCCACGGGCCACCCCGGGGUCAUCCCUCCCAAUGCCACGCUCCUCUUUGACGUGGAGCUUCUCAGGUUGGAGUGAGUCUUCUUGGGGGAGCUGGCUGGAGGCACCUCUCCAUAACCAUCCCUUCUUUCUCACCCUCCCAGCAGCGGGGGAAAUCUUCACUGGAAUCCUAAUCUUCCUGCUCAAGCUGUCAUAUCAGUAGCAUUUGCCGUUAGGUUUCUUAAGCCUUUCUUUCUCCUUUCUUCUUAGACUUUGUGGUGUCCAUAUUUGCCUUUCAUUGGAAGCUUUGCUUUGGGAAAAAAUGUCUACCGUUGUAACAUUCUCAAGUUGUACAUUUUAUUUAAUCUGCAUGUGAUGAGAAUUCACAGUGAUGAUUGAAAAUAUAUAUAAAUAUAAAUAUAUAUAUAUAUUCCUUAUUGAAAAACCACUGCCUUACUGUACACUUAAACCAAGAAAAUUAAAAAAAAAAACAAAACAAAACACAAAAGGUGCUCAAAAACUCCAGUGUACGCCUUGUACAUGAACGGGCAUUAGCCAAACAGAGUUACCUGCGCUGCCACUUUUCUCAACUUGUACGUUCUGCUUGCUGCUGUUUUAAAGAAUACUGUCUCAUUUAAGAAUUAAGUAUAUAUGUAAACAAUAAAACCUUGAUACUUUA
Messenger RNA from Tympanuchus pallidicinctus (lesser prairie-chicken), 1013 nucleotides. RefSeq names its product FKBP prolyl isomerase 1B (gene FKBP1B). The transcript has 4 exons. Bases 107 to 433 code for a protein of 108 amino acids. Gene Ontology annotation, biological process: regulation of cardiac muscle contraction by regulation of the release of sequestered calcium ion. NCBI's taxonomy places the organism in Eukaryota, Metazoa, Chordata, Aves, Galliformes, Phasianidae. Gene Ontology annotation, cellular component: sarcoplasmic reticulum membrane. Gene Ontology annotation, molecular function: peptidyl-prolyl cis-trans isomerase activity. The record is from RefSeq and is a predicted model, not a curated record.